AGCUCUGAGCAGAAGCCUCUCUCCUCCUUGAAUGGACUCCAUCUCUCUGAGCCAAACACUCUUUUGCUGCUGCUGCUGUGGGGGGACACAGUGAAGAUCACAGCUGAUUGCCGUGUUUCAUUUGUUUUUUAUUUUUUCUCCUCAUGCUGCUGCUGCUGCCAAGAAAAGUUGACUGCUGCAACUUUGCUCUGUCGCCAUGAGCUUUUGUCGGACUUAAGGAGUUUCCAGAUCAGCCGUGUGGUGUCGUAAACAGCUGAUGGGCAAGAGCCGAAGCAGAGACGACUUGAAAGAAAAGAAGCUGUGAGAGAAGUACUCCAUAGAGUCUCAGAUAUUUAGAGGGUGGUGGCUGAUUUGGGUUUGGGUCAGCCUGACACACAGACAGGGAAGCAGACAGGUUGACAGAUCAAAUUUAAAAAUAGCCUACCUUUGUCCUAGUGUAUUCCCCUGGACCACAAUGGGUUCAGACGUACGUGACCUGAACUCCCUGCUGCCCCCGCUCCCGGCGGGCCCCAGCCCUGGAUGUCCGGCCCUGCCCGUCAGCACGGCCCCUCAGUGGGCUCCCGUCCUGGACUUCCACACCGCCGCCUCCCCAUACUCCUCCCUGACAGCCCCCCACACCUCCCUGGGGCCCCACUCCUUCAUCAAGCAGGAGCCCAGCUGGGGGGCCACCAGCGACCCCCACCACCAUGACACAGACCCUCACUGCGGCCUCAGCGCCUUCACCGUCCACUUCUCUGGGCAGUUUACGGGUACCGGGGCCUGCAGGUACGGGGCAUUCGGGGCACCCCCACCUCCGCCAGCACCUCCGAGUCAACCGCCGUCUGUGACCGCCCCACACCACCACCAGCCCACCAGCAGGAUGUUCAGCAACCCAACGUACUUGACCAACUGCAUGGACACACAGCAGGCAGCCCGUAACCAGACAGGCUACAGCACGGUUGCAUUCGAUGGAGCCGGUAAUUAUGGUCACACUCCCACACACCACAGCUCCCAGUUCUCCAACCAUUCCUUCAAACAUGAAGACGCUUUAACUCAGCAAAGCACCAUGGCCGAGCAGCAGUAUCCUGUACCUCCUCCUGUCUAUGGAUGCCACACACCUUCAGACACCUGUACGGGCAGCCAGGCGCUGCUGCUGAGGAACCCUUACAACAGCCAUACAGCAGGCUACGACAGCGACCCCAGCACCCCCAUGUUGUACAGCUGCAGCACACAGUACCGCAUACACACACAUGGAGUCUUCAGGGGAAUACAGGAUGUGCGGCGGGUGCCCAGCAUUGCUCCAGCCAUAGUGCGGUCAGAGAGCAGUGAGAAGCGUCCGUUCAUGUGCGCCUACCCAGGAUGCAACAAACGUUACUUCAAGCUGUCUCAUCUGCAGAUGCACAGUCGCAAACACACAGGGGAGAAACCCUACCAGUGUGAGUUCACAGACUGUGGCCGCAGGUUUUCUCGCUCUGACCAGCUGAAAAGACACCAGAGGAGACACACAGGAGUUAAACCCUUCGAAUGCGAGACGUGUCAGAGAAAGUUCUCUCGGUCUGACCACCUUAAGACACACACCCGGACUCAUACAGGUAAAACAAGCGAGAAGCCGUUCAACUGCCGGUGGCCCAACUGUCAGAAGAAGUUCGCCCGGAGCGAUGAGUUGGUGCGACACCACAACAUGCACCAAAGGAACCUCACCAAGCUCCAGCUGGCCAUCUGAGUCUUCUCUCAGCCUGUAUCAUGGUUUAACAUGUAAACAUCUGGCUUACAUCUGCUUAUAUAUUCUGUCUCCGGUUAAUCCAGACCUGGUGACCCUCUUUGCAGCCAAGAAACUAGCCUGUGUGGGAACCAGGAGAGUCCUAAUGGGUUCCUUAAAAUGUUAAUAGUAGUUGUACAUCUGUUUGACUUUAAGAAGUAGACACCACAGUCUACCCUCUGAGCCAAAAGAGUCUUGACACAUUCAGAAUUGUGUUUCUAUUCCUUAAGUUGUCAGGUUUAAAAGGAUAAGACUGGUGAUAUUCUAAAUGUAUUCUAUUGCCAACAAAGCCCAUUAAAAGACCAAAACCAAGAAUAUGUUACGGCGUUUUCAAACCAACAUUAGAACUGCACGAAAACCACAGCCUCCUCAAUCAGCUGAAUGGAACCACUCUGUUGACACAUCAGAGGUUUGUCUGGCAAAAAAAAUUUGAACUCAAUGCAACUUCAGUUGGUGAGAUGCUGUUUUGGCCAAUCAUGUACUUGCAAGCACGCUGCAUUUCCACUAUUUACCUGCAAGUAAUAUAAAAUAAGUUGUAAAAUCCUUCUUUGUAUCAUUAUAAGCUGCUGUGCAGUGUUUUAGUGUCUGAUAAACACCAAGACAUAGGUUAGAGGGCUCCUGUUGCAGUGACCAGUACCGCCAUGCAGCUAUCAGGUAUUAAACAGCUGUGUUUCUUGCUAUGCAGCCACAUAUAAGCUGACUUUAUUAUUGGGAGGUGGAGGGGAUGGUGGCUGGAGAACCAACAAUCACAUCACCCGUUGCUCACUAGCAAGUCAUCACUGCUCUUCCAGCUACGUUUAUUAGCCCCAGACACGAGUGUUUAAGAUCAAAACAUGAUCUUCUCUUAACCAUAAACAAGUGGGGUUUUUUGUGCCUAAACAGAACCAAAACUUAACUACAACAUUUUUCCAGAUUAUGUGAACUGAUUUCUCAAAUUGAAAAAUUGAAAUAAAUUAUAUUAAAAGGAUAUAAAACAUUAAAGCCCAAGAGCUUAUUUCCAUUGUGAUCCUUAGGAACGUCAACGGCCAUUUAAUAAGGUCAUUGUGACAUUCUGACCAUACAAGUCGGUGCAGCAGGAGCCUUCUAACUUACAAGGCUGAUAACCACUGCUAACACCUAGUUACUAGAGUAGCGACAGAUCAGUGACUGACUUUCUGAAUGGUAUUUAUGAAGCCUGUAUCUGCAAAAGCAAAAAUAAAACCAAAAAAAAAUAAUUAAAAUAAAAUAACAUUCAAAAUGCAUGGCAUAUUCAGCUGCGUAUAUGCUGCAGUUUGACUUAAAUUAAAUUAUAAUGCUCAUGUUCAUUGGAAGGAAGGAUCAUGUCACCCAGUGCAACAGCGUUUCACAGGUCUAUGGCAUUGAUCCCGUCACAAUACUUGCUAGUAAGAUCAAUUCAUUGUUGGUUUUGGUCUUAUAAUUAAAAUACAGAAUAUCACCAGACUUAUCCUUCAAAGAAACCUCUCCUUAUUUUCAAUGAUCAUUUCAUACAGUCAGUCAGUAAAAUGGAAAGUAGCAUUUAAUUUGAGUUUCUGUUUACCAGUACAUUUUCCACAGGCAAGAAAUGCUGUGUAAUUUAGAUGUUAAUAUGAAAAUGUUCACACUACAGUACAUUUACUUUACAGAAGGUUCCCAUUGCUCAGCGUGAAUGCUGGUGUCUUUAACGAGCGUCGAGAAACCCUGGUCAAAAAAUGUUUCCAUAACAAUAAUGUAGUGUUUCAAUCAUCCCCAGUAACUGACUAUUUUCUUGCCACCCUGUGUACAGUGAGGUCGAAGGUUGCGGUCAGCUACAUAUAUGCCCUGACAGCUUAAAGCCUUUUCAGCUGUAAAUAUCUUUUAUGUUGAACUUCUUUGGGAGGUUUAUUUAUUAUCUCUUUGUGGUCAAACAUUGCUUUCACUGGAAUGCUUUAAAAGGAGUGAGGUGUCAUUUUGCUGUGCUCACGCACAUGCUGUCCUCUCUGCCGUCUCUUAUAGUUUUCACAGUUAUAAAAAAUAAUGCUGGGUUUGAUUUAAAGGAUCAAAUGAAGUGAUUAAUUUGCAUCUAACACCCUCUGAAGUGUUUGCAAUGUAAGCUUUAGGUGUUUUGUCUGGUUAGCAUAAUAUAUACAUUGCAAACACAUAUGCCUUUAUGGUUGUAUUUUAAAAGCUGAACUUUUUGUUUUUGAGUAAUGUGAGGGUUGGAUUUUUUUGUAAGUGCUCAGCGCUCUUAGAGCUAAAUUGUCUGAGUCUUUUGUCUUUGCGGUGUGUAAAUAUUGCUGGACUCUGGCAGUGUUUUAGACACUGCGAGCUCUAAAAUAUGUCUUUUGGGUCACACUGGCUCUGUGGCCGGGACAUUAUGGUCAAGAUGUAAAUAAUACUUCUUCACCAUGGGAACUGAACUCUUUCCAUGGGGGAAAAUAUGUAACUUAACUGAUAUAUUUUAGACUUGUCUUUGGAUGGAUCCAGGAAGUGUUUAUACUUCAAUUUUUCUUUCUUUCAUGUGUAUUAAUAUUUGUGUCAUAAAACAGCAAAUGUCAUUGAAACAUUUUGUACUGAGAUAAUUGAAAAUGAUGGUUUCUCUCUGUUUAAAUGUAUUGUGACUGUUUUGAUACAGUACCAGUU
This is a messenger RNA of Epinephelus moara (kelp grouper), 4336 nucleotides long. It is a transcript of the gene wt1a, whose product is annotated as WT1 transcription factor a. The transcript is spliced from 8 exons. Bases 455 to 1702 code for a protein of 415 amino acids. The record is from RefSeq and is a predicted model, not a curated record. Lineage: Eukaryota; Metazoa; Chordata; Actinopteri; Perciformes; Serranidae. Gene Ontology annotation, cellular component: nucleus. Gene Ontology annotation, molecular function: DNA-binding transcription factor activity, RNA polymerase II-specific; RNA polymerase II cis-regulatory region sequence-specific DNA binding. Gene Ontology annotation, biological process: regulation of transcription by RNA polymerase II.